Acanthosepion pharaonis is the source of this 1074-nucleotide messenger RNA. Lineage: Eukaryota; Metazoa; Mollusca; Cephalopoda; Sepiida; Sepiidae. The record is from the annotation of a GenBank genome assembly.
AUGUUGAUUAACUUGUCACAGACGGUAGUUGAUUCGUUGUGUCGUCCUCUUCUACCGGGGGUAUUUCUCUAUUUACUACCAACAAUUGUUGGUUUAUCUCUGUUUUACUUCUCGCUUUUUUUCUUUUUUUUCUUUAUUAAUAUCUUCUUUCAUUCAUUUAUAUCCUCUUUUUUUCUUUUCUUUCACUCCUAUCUUGGAUUUCCAUCAUUUUUAUUUUUUUUCUUACUAUUUCUUUCUUUAUAUUUUUUCACUUUUUCCUCUUCUUUGCUUCCUGUAUUUACAUUAUUUUCUCUUUCAUCUUGCAUCUUCUAUUUUUUUUUUUUUUGCUUAGUUCCUCAUCUUUUCUUCUUUCAUUUUCAAUAUUUCUCUUCCGUCUUUCCUUCAUUUUUUAUUUCCUUCGUCUUUUUUUUAUUUCCUUCAUUUCCAUUACAUUAUCUUGUUUGCGUCUUUCUUUUUCGUUUCUUUCGUCUUUUUUUACAUUUUUAUUUCUUUCGUUCUCAUCUCCCAUUUGUUAUAUCUUCCAUUUUUUUCGCGUUCUUCCGCUUCUUUAUUUCUUUCAUUUUCAAUCUUUCCUCUUCUCUAAUUCCUUCAUUUUUUUAUUUCCUUCCUCUUUUUUUAUUUCCUUCAUUUACCUUCCGUAAUUUCUUUUUUACGUUCUUCCUCAUUUUAAUUUCUAAUAUUUUAAAUCCUUUACCUUCUCACUUUCCUUCAUUUUUACUUCCUUGCUUUUCUUCAUCUCUCACUUUUUUAUACUUUUCUCUAUUUUAUUUCUUUCAUUGUUGUUUCUUUUUCUUUAUUUCUUUUUUUUUUACUCAUCCCUCUUUUUAUUUUUUUAUUUAUUGCUUCCUAUCGCUUCUUUAUUUCCAUAAUUUUCAAUCCUUCCCUUUCUCUCUUUCCUUCAUUUAUUUUACUUCCUUCCUCUUUUUGUUUCUUUCAUUUUCAUUAUUUCAUCUUGUUGACUUCCUUGAAUUUUUACUUCUUUUCUCUUCUUUAUUUUCUUCAAAUUUCCUUCUUUUCUCUUCUUUAAUUUCUUCAUAUUUACUUCUUUUCACUGACUCAUAUCCUUCAGUUUAG